This is a messenger RNA of Lemur catta (Ring-tailed lemur), 1383 nucleotides long. Its product is annotated as BRCA1-A complex subunit Abraxas 1-like. Gene Ontology annotation, cellular component: nucleus. Lineage: Eukaryota; Metazoa; Chordata; Mammalia; Primates; Lemuridae. Gene Ontology annotation, biological process: protein K63-linked deubiquitination; attachment of spindle microtubules to kinetochore; mitotic spindle assembly. The record is from RefSeq and is a predicted model, not a curated record. Gene Ontology annotation, molecular function: microtubule binding; polyubiquitin modification-dependent protein binding.
AUGGAUUCCUCCUCGCUGUCUCUCUUGGAUCACUGGCUGGAGGGGGUGGAGAGGGACCAGCUGCCACAAAGAAUACACCCAGCAACCCUAGAGAGAGCUUCACCUGAAAUAAAACAUCCCGCCCCGCCGCCUCGCCUCCGCAGGAUCCCGGCCGGACGCGUCCCGCCCCCGUCGUCUCUGGCGCCCUGCGGCGGUGGCGGCGGCGGCGGCGGCGGCAGGGAGGCCGAGAACACGGCGGCCGCGCUCGCCUUUCAGCACCUCAACACGGACUCGGACACGGAAGGUUUUCUUCUUGGGGAAAUGAAAGGUGAAGCCAAGAAUAACAUUACAGAUUCCCAAAUGGAUGAUGUUAAAGUUGUUUAUACAAUUGACAUUCAGAAAUAUAUUCCAUGCUAUCAGCUUUUUAGCUUUUAUAAUUCUUCAGGUGAAGUAAAUGAGGAAGCACUAAAGAAAAUAUUUUCAAAUGUCAAAAAGACUGUGGUGGUUUGGUACAAAUUCCACCGUCAUUCAGAUCAGAUCACGACAUUUAGAGAGAGGCUGCUUCACAAAAACUUACAAAACCAUUUCUCACGUCAAGAACUUGUUUUUCUGCUGUUAACACCAAGUAUAGUAACAGAAAGCUGCUCUACUCAUCGGCUGGAACAUGCCUUAUAUAAACUUCAGAAAGGACUUUUUCAUAGGGUACCAUUAGUGGUCACCAAUCUGGGCAUGUCUGAACAACCGGGCUAUAAAACUGCAUCAGGUUCCUGCACAUCCGCUGGCUUUAGCCGAGCAGUAGAAACACAGAGUACAUGUGAAAAAGUGGAACACAGUGAGGAAGCAAUAGAAAAACUACUAGACGAUAUAAGCCGAUUAAAACGAGAAAUUAAAAAAAGGAAACAAGCACGGACUCAAGCAGAACGAGAGAAGAAUGUCCCAAAAGACUUCCUCUCGGAGAACGCUUUUCUUUGUCAAGCUUUACGGAUGUUUUUUCCGGAUUGUGCAUUUCUUCGUUCAUUUGUUAUGUCCUUGAAAACCAGGUGUAUUUCUAAAAGUAGCUGUACCAGCAGCCACCAUCUUGCUGUGGUAGACAACCUGACCCUAAUGGUAGAAUAUACUGACAUUCCUGAAGCUAGUCCAGCUAGGGCGCCACAAACAAUUAAGCGCAAAUCUUUAGAAAAGACAGGUGGUAGAUGGCAAUUCAAGAAAUCACGGCUGUCAGAGAUAGAAAACAAACCACCUAAAACAGACACCGAUAGUAGUAACCAAGAAAAAACAUCAACAAUAAGCAGCCCAGAAACAGAUGAAGAGAUUGAGAACAUGAAGGGUUCAGGUGAAUAUUCAGUCUCCUACAUUUUGAUCCUUUUAACCCAAAAGGAGAUUUUUGAUGUGGCUGAAGGAUAA